Piliocolobus tephrosceles (Ugandan red Colobus) is the source of this 948-nucleotide messenger RNA. RefSeq names its product olfactory receptor 2AG1. Bases 1 to 948 code for a protein of 315 amino acids. Gene Ontology annotation, cellular component: membrane. Lineage: Eukaryota; Metazoa; Chordata; Mammalia; Primates; Cercopithecidae. The record is from RefSeq and is a predicted model, not a curated record. The transcript has 2 exons. Gene Ontology annotation, biological process: G protein-coupled receptor signaling pathway. Gene Ontology annotation, molecular function: G protein-coupled receptor activity; olfactory receptor activity.
AUGGAGCUCCAAAACUCCACCUUGGGAAGUGGCUUCAUCUUGGUAGGGAUUCUGAAUGACAGUGGGUCUCCUGAACUAGUCUGUGCUACAGUUACAGUCCUAUACGUGUUGGCCCUGACCAGCAAUGGCCUGCUGCUCCUGGCCAUCACCAUGGAAGCCCAGCUCCACAUGCCCAUGUACUUCCUGCUUGGGCAGAUCUCUCUCAUGGAUCUCCUGUUCACAUCUGUUGUCACUCCCUCCCUUGCGGCCUUUCUGCGCAGAGAAAACACCAUCUCCUUUGGAGGCUGUGCCCUUCAGAUGUUCCUGGCACUGACAAUGGGUGGCGCUGAAGACCUCCUACUGGCCUUCAUGGCCUAUGACAGGUAUGUGGCCGUUUGUCAUCCUCUGAAAUACAUGACUCUCAUGAGCCCAAGAGUCUGCUGGCUCAUGGUGGCCAUAUCCUGGAUCCUGGCAUCCCUAAGUGCCCUAGUAUAUACCGUGUACACCAUGCACUAUCCCUUCUGCAAGGCCCAGGAGAUCAGACAUCUUCUCUGCGAGAUCCCACCCUUGUCAAAAUUGGCCUGUGCUGAUACCUCUAGAUAUGAGCUCAUGGUAUAUGUGAUGGGUGUGACCUUCCUGAUUCCCUCUCUUGCUGCUAUACUGGCCUCCUAUACACAAAUUCUACUCACUGUGCUCCAUAUGCUGCCAAAUGAGGGGAGGAAGAAAGCCCUUGUCACCUGCUCUUCCUGCCUGACUGUGGUUGGGAUGUUCUAUGGAGCUGCCACAUUCACGUAUGUCUUGCCCAGUUCCUUCCACAGCCCCAAACAAGACGACAUCAUCUCUGUUUUCUACAUAAUUGUCACUCCAGCCCUGAAUCCCCUCAUCUACAGCCUGAGGAAUAAGGAGGUCAUGGGGGCCUUGAGGAGGGUCCUGGGAAAAUAUAUGCUGCUGGCACACUCCAUGCUCUAG